AUGAAUGAAAAAGUUUUGCAAUACGAAGAGUUUUUGAAUGAGAAUCUCAAAAAUAAAUGCAGGUUAUUAAUAGAGAAGAGAGAAAAAUUAUAUGCAACAAAUUCAGAAUAUUUUUUACUUAAAAUACAGUUGGAACACAUUGUUAACAACAAAUUAACUUCUUUGUCUGUCUCAGUCGAUUUGAAUCCCUUUUGUUUCUGUGAUGCCAAAAUAACGAACACUGAAAGAAUAUUCCUCGAUAUUGGACUGGGCUUUUUUGUGGAGUUCACUUUAGAAGAGGCAUUGUUAUUCAUUGACAAGAAAAUUUCCAGUUUAACAAAGACCAUUGAGAAUUUGGAUAAGAACAUAUCGCAGAUAAAAGCUCACAUUCAGAUUGUUAUUCAGGGCUUAAAAGAGAUUCAAGGUUUAUGAUGAUAGGUGGAUCAUCAACAUCAAUUAAUUCUUCAAUUAUUGUUUUGUAAAAAUUAAAAAUAUGGAAAACCUGCCUUGUUGUUUGAUUAAAUCUAACGGUUUGAAAUCGUCAUCACAAAAACACUGGCAAAAACUAAUUUACAUUUACCCAAAGACAAUGCAUCAGCUAGGAUACCACUACAGACAACCACUUGUCAUUAACAAUAAUUUGUUAUUCUAUGCAUGGCCACAUAAAUCAAUGAACGCGAAUUGUGUAGGCUUCUUAAAGGAACAUUUUGAUGCUAUCAAAAAUAUGUCUUCAUUGGAGAAAGAUCAGAAGACAUUCCAUUGUGAUGUUCUUCCCUUGAAUGUUCCUGAUGUCCCAGAAAUAUCCACCUGCUACUUCACUUUCACAACAAAUAACUUCAAACAAGUCAAACUUAUCAACUACUCUUUUCUAGAAAAAACUUACCUACAGAACAAUGAAAGUCUGUCAAUAAAUUAUUUGGGAGCAGAGGUCACUUUAACCAUUCACAUUGAGUCCAUCUCAUUUUAUCCAAAUUUAACGACUGAAGCAAUCUCCACAGAUGCCGUUCACAAAAACAAGUUCUUUAAGUUCACAUCCAAAUCGAAAGUUUUUUCCGAGAAUUAUGUGAGACAGUUAAAUGAUGACAAAAGCGUUAAAUUAAAUGAUCUUGGUGGUUUGAAUAAAAUUAUCAGCACUUUGAACUGCCUUGUUAAAGUUCAUUUACUUGAAAAUGUUCAAACAUUAAAGAAAAUAUUUCCGAAACGUUGUCUCCUGUCUGGACCAUCUGGUUGUGGAAAAUCUUCAGUAGUUUAUGCAGUGGCCAAGCAUCACAAUCUGCCAAUCAUUUCAAUUAAUACUUCUAGCUUCGAUUACAUGUAUGAAGAAGAUAGGGCGCGUAAACUGCAGGAAAUUGAAAAUCAACUCAAUGCUCCAACGAUAGUCUUUGUUGACAGUUUGGAAACUUUAUCAGCUUCCAAGAAAAGCAUAUCUGCAAAUCUUGAUUCAUUCCUCAAUGAUUUGGUUCUCAAACAUAAGUUACUCGUGCUAGGAGCCACAAACAAAAUUGAUCUGAUGGAUCCUUAUCUACUGAGUAGCAGAGGAAUUUUCAGUUUUGUGUGUCAUGUAUAUCCACCUUCAGCUCAGGAGCGACACGAGAUUAUUUUGAAGCAGAUGAAGCGCCUACAAAUAGAUGUCAACUGUGAACCAUCAAGAAUCAAAGAACUUGCUGACAGCUGCCAUGGUUAUUCAGGAGCUGAUCUCCAUUCUGCGUGUGUGCAAGUGAAGCAUCACAUGACGUUGAAUGGUGGCAUGAUUGAUGAUGGGUUGAUGAUGAGAAUCUUCCAUCAAAUCGUUCCUUCAGUUAUGAAAGAAAUUGCAAUCAAAAGUCCUCAGGUGAAGUGGGAAGACAUUGGAGGACGGGAUGACUUGAAGAAAAUCUUGGACCAAUGUAUCCACAUGCCAAUCAAGCAUCCUGAGGUUUUUGAAAGGUUGAAGGUGAAGCCGCCUCGAGGCAUCCUAAUGUUCGGACCUCCCGGCUGCUCGAAAACGAUGCUCGUUAAGGCGCUGGCAACCGAAAGCAAACUCAAUUUCAUAAGUGUUCAGGGCACUAGUCUUCGAGGCAUGUUUGUGGGAGAGACAGAACGAGCAAUCAGAAACCUCUUCAUGAGGGCUCGAUCAGCUGCCCCAUCGAUCGUCUUCUUUGAUGAAAUUGAAGCAUUCGCCAUGCAGAGAGGCAGCACGAAAUUAUCAGCAGGAUCAGUCGAUGACAGGGCAGUACAGCAGCUUCUCGUUGAGAUUGAUGGCAUCACAGAUUUGAAGGAUGUCUUCAUCGUGGCAGCCACCAAUCGUCCUGAUCUCAUCGAUCCGGCGUUCAUGAGGCCAGGCAGGUUCGACAGGUGCAUCUACGUUCCACUCCCCGAUGACGACACCAGGAGGAAGCUGAUCAUCACUAAACUCAACAGGACGUUUGAAAAUGUGGAAGAAGCGAAGAGGCCAUUUAUAGAUGUUGAGACGAUUGUUCAGCUUACACAGAGAUACUCCUGUGCCGAGUUAUCGAACGUCAUAGAUGAAGCGUUCCUGUUAGCGAUGAGAGAUGACAUCCAGGAGCCCAGCCUGAAUAUGCAGCACAUCGAGAAAGUUCUCGCAUCUACAAAUCCCAUGACCUGCAAGGAAACGGUUGCUUGGUACGAGGAUAUCUCCUCCAAAUUUCUACACUGAUCAUUCUUUUUUUAUUUUUGUGCAUUCAUCUUUGGACAUGUGUCGAAAUGAUAAAGUUUUAUGUCUGGGUUUCAUAUACCUAUUGAGAAAUUAGGUGUAAAUAAGCAAUCAUAGAAUCAUGUUUUGAACUGAUCAACAGGAACAAUGAACCAAUAUUUCUAAUUAAUUUUUUUGGCCAGUUCAAUUUAUUAUAUUUAGAUUUUUUAAUUUUUUAUUGUUGAAAUUUAUAAAACCGCUAUAUAUAUUUAUCUAUAUACCAAGUGUGUGGUGUCACUUCCCUACAUAAACACACAUAAUAACAGAAACCGUUUCAGUUACGAUAUUUAUUCGAAAUAGAAAACGAGUGUUCGAAAAUAAAUAGUGUGAGUCUCUAUUUUAUUUUUUAUCAGUAUAUUAAUGUACAGCAAUUUCAGUUUACUUUGAAGAAAUUUAAUUUAGCUAAAAAAUAAAACAGUAAA
Helobdella robusta is the source of this 3093-nucleotide messenger RNA. RefSeq lists its product as hypothetical. The transcript is spliced from 18 exons. NCBI's taxonomy places the organism in Eukaryota, Metazoa, Annelida, Clitellata, Rhynchobdellida, Glossiphoniidae. The coding region runs from base 473 to 2635 and encodes 720 amino acids. The record is from RefSeq and is a predicted model, not a curated record. Gene Ontology annotation, cellular component: cytoplasm. Gene Ontology annotation, molecular function: ATP binding; ATP hydrolysis activity.